AUGUUGCCGUGUUGGAUUCCCCAUUAUGGCCCACUUAAUUACCAGCUCUGGCUGGGUCGCCACAACCUGUUUGAGAAUGAAGACACAGCACAGUUCGUCCAGGUCAGUAAGAGCUUCCCACACCCUCAGUUUAACUUGAGCCUCCUGAAGAACCACACCACCUAUCCAGAAGAAGACUACACCUACGACAUCAUGCUGCUCCACCUGGCAGAGCCCGCCCAGAUAACAGAUACUGUGAAGGUCCUGGACCUUCCCACCCAGGAACCCCCACUGGGGAGCACCUGCUAUGCCUCCAGCUGGGGCAACAUCAAAGUAGAUCCAUUUGUAUAUGAGUACCCACAUGAGCUCCAGUGUGUGGACCUCAAGCUCCUGCCCAACGAUGUGUGUGCCAAAGCCCACACCGAGGUGACAGACGUCAUGCUGUGUGCUGGAUUGCAGGGUGGCAAGGACACCUGUACGGGUGACUCAGGGGGCCCGCUGAUCUGUGAUGGUGUGCUUCAGGGAAUCACAUCUUGGGGAUACACCCCGUGUGCCCGACCCAAUAAGCCCGGCAUCUUCACCAAACUUAUGUCCUUCCUGGACUGGAUCGAGGAGACCAUGGCAGCCAACCCCUGA
Messenger RNA from Rhinolophus ferrumequinum (greater horseshoe bat), 615 nucleotides. Its product is annotated as kallikrein-1-like. The record is from RefSeq and is a predicted model, not a curated record. Gene Ontology annotation, biological process: proteolysis. Gene Ontology annotation, molecular function: serine-type endopeptidase activity. NCBI's taxonomy places the organism in Eukaryota, Metazoa, Chordata, Mammalia, Chiroptera, Rhinolophidae.